Chrysochloris asiatica (Cape golden mole) is the source of this 1080-nucleotide messenger RNA. RefSeq names its product abhydrolase domain containing 12B (gene ABHD12B). The coding region runs from base 1 to 1080 and encodes 359 amino acids. Gene Ontology annotation, molecular function: monoacylglycerol lipase activity; phosphatidylcholine lysophospholipase A1 activity. Gene Ontology annotation, cellular component: endoplasmic reticulum membrane. NCBI's taxonomy places the organism in Eukaryota, Metazoa, Chordata, Mammalia, Afrosoricida, Chrysochloridae. Gene Ontology annotation, biological process: monoacylglycerol catabolic process; phosphatidylserine catabolic process. The transcript is spliced from 13 exons. The record is from RefSeq and is a predicted model, not a curated record.
AUGGCCGCGCAGGAGUGCUGGGCGGCCGCGGCACCCCGGCUCCCAGAUCCCGACUGUGUGGCGGCCUGGUGGAACAUGGUCAGGCGAAACUUGCAAUCUGUUCCACACUCCUGUUUAGCACUCAGAAGAAAAAUUGCUGCCCAGUAUAACAACUUUACGAGUAAAUCAUUAAAAGAACACAUUUUCCCUCCAUUGAUGGACAUGCUAGUAUUUUUUAAUUUUUACAACGCACCAUAUCUUGUGGAUUUAAAGAAACCAGAGAAAAAGAUUGCUCACACAGUGAACUUCUAUAUCAAAGUGGAGCCUGGGGUGAUUUUGGGAAUCUGGCACACAGUCCCAAGCUGCCGGGGUGAAGAUGCUGAGGGGAAGGAUCGUUGCUGGUAUGAGGCAGCUCUCCAUGAUGGCAACCCAAUUAUUGUCUAUCUCCACGGCAGUGCACAAAAUAGGGCAGCCUGUCACCGACUUAAGCUAGUGAAGGUACUAAGUGAUGGUGGCUUUCAUGUGUUGUAUGCUGACUACAGAGGAUUUGGUGACUCCACGGGCAAAGCCACAGAGGAGGGACUGACCAUGGAUGCAGUUUAUGUCUAUGAGUGGGCCAAAGCAAAAAGUGGUACCACCCCUGUGUGUCUCUGGGGUCACUCUCUGGGAACAGCAGUUGCAACAAAUGCUGCAAAAGUCCUAGAAGAGAAAGGAUGCCCAGUUGAUGCUAUUGUCCUGGAAGCUCCAUUUACCAACAUCUGGACUGAAACUAUCAAUUAUCCCUUGCUAAAGAUUUACCAUAAGCUUCCAGGGUUUUUACGUCUGAUUAUGGAUUCCUUGAAAAAAGACAAACUAACCUUCUCUAAUGAUGAAAAUGUUAAGUUCCUGUCUUCUCCCCUUCUCAUUUUACAUGGAGAGGAUGAUACAACAGUGCCUUUGGAAUUUGGAAAAAAGGUUUAUGAAAUUGCAUACAAUGCAUACAGGGAUAAAGAGAGGGUGAAGAUGGUUAUCUUUCCUCCUGGCUACCGCCACAACUUACUUUGUAAAUGCCCCAUGCUAGUAAUAACAGUAAGAGAUUUCCUGAGCAAGCAGUGGGCAUGA